Silurus meridionalis is the source of this 1401-nucleotide messenger RNA. RefSeq names its product mesencephalic astrocyte-derived neurotrophic factor (gene manf). Gene Ontology annotation, biological process: neuron projection development; dopaminergic neuron differentiation. The record is from RefSeq and is a predicted model, not a curated record. The transcript has 4 exons. Gene Ontology annotation, cellular component: endoplasmic reticulum. Bases 143 to 685 code for a protein of 180 amino acids. NCBI's taxonomy places the organism in Eukaryota, Metazoa, Chordata, Actinopteri, Siluriformes, Siluridae.
AGGAAGCUUUCUGGAAGCAGUUGGAACGUUUUCGUGUAGAAGAACCGGCAUCCGGACUGACCGUGUCUGUGCGUGGCGUGAACGGGUUUUACAUCUCUGUAUAUCUCUAUGUAACGUGUGUUUUUUUCCAGAAAUUUCCGCUAUGUUCAGUUUGAGUGGACUUUCCGUGGCUCUUGUGUUCGCUCUCGUGCCGAGCAGCAGCGAGGCUUUAAAAGACGGAGACUGCGAAGUAUGUUUAAACUUCCUGGGAAAGUUCUACCAAUCACUAAAAGACAACGAUGUACAGUUUACCAGUGACGCCAUUGAAAAAUCUCUGGUCAAAGCCUGCAAGGACGCGAAAGGAAAGGAAAAUCGAUUCUGCUACUAUAUUGGAGCCACAAGUGACGCGGCUACAAAAAUCAUCAACGAGGUCUCUAAGCCGCUUAGUUACCACGUGCCAGUGGAGAAGGUUUGCGAAAAACUGAAGAAAAAAGACAGUCAGAUCUGUGAACUGAAGUACGAUAAACAAGUAGACUUGAGCACAGUGGACCUGAAAAAGCUGAAAGUGAAGGACCUAAAGAAGAUCCUGGACGAAUGGGGAGAGUCUUGUAAGGGAUGCGCCGAGAAAUCAGACUUCAUCCGUAAAAUCACCGAGCUCAUGCCCAAGUAUGCCCCGAACGCCGCCAAGGCACGGACUGACCUGUAAACGACACUCUGUGGACUUGUGGGACCAAAAGGAGCGCUCAAGAGCAUCGCGGGUGCAGUUUUCUUUUGCGCCGUGCCUCCUGAUGGGGAGUGUGGUAUUGUUUGUCAUAUUGCCUGUUAAUCUAGUGGAAACAUCAGGACUUGUGACCUUUCAUUCAUGAAUUAUUUCAAGGGCACAUUGUACUGUAAAUACAACUGUUUCAACUCAAAGUUUAUAUCAUGGCAAUUAUCUCGAAUAACAUUAAUUUGCUUGUAGUGUCAGUAAACUGCUAAAUACUUGCUUUAAAUACAUUUGUUUUAACUGGUUGCUCAUUGACAUGUGAUCACAUGUCUGUUUAACAAUCGAAUCAGGAACAAUAGCAAAAAAAAAGAUCAGGAGCAGAAUGGUUCAACAGAAGCAUAAAAGGAGCAAACAUACUUGCUUCAGGUUUACAGCCCUAAUAGUUCACUAACUACAUGCAAUGCAAUCAACAUACAAAUCUUCAGCUAAACUUUGAGUUAAAACAUUAUCAAAACCUAAAUAGACAUGACGGGGACAACCGCAGACCACUUUUCACCCUGUAGUUCACCUGUAGUUUCUUUUCAAAUUGAUUAUUUUUAUUUUUUUUGACUAUUGUAUGGAAGAUAUGGAUGUGGGAGAAAUCAUGUUGACGUCACUGUAAAACGUUUAUUAAGGUUGUACUAUACUUUUUCAUUAAAAUAAGAAAACUGCUCUGA